AGCGAACUGUUUCUGCUGCCUUGACCAGAACAUACUUGCGGAGUGAUACACAACGAUAAUUGUCAUGUAAUAUUUGAUUGCAUGGUAUGAAAAGGACAAAGGGGGACACAACUGAGCGGUCCCAAUACGACGUGCUUCUUAUAAACUUCAAGCAUGCAGUUUAUCUUAGUCUUUUUGGGAAACUGACAGGCCCUAUUUGUAUUGGGGAUGGGUACUUGUUUAUAGGACGGGCACAGUGCGGCAUACAAACUCAAACCAACCAGCAGGGGAGGGAAAGAGCAAGUUGAUUAAAAAUUUCAUGAAAAUAACAUUUAAACAACACACAACCAGACAAUUUUCUUCAGCAGAACCACCACUGUGUCCGGGAUUCUGUGCAUUUUGACGUCUAAAUGCAUUAAACUUUGCUGUCUUGCUCGUCAAAGGCGGGGGGACUGAGGGUCAGCGUGUCGUGCUUCCAUUCCAGUAAGUUAUCAGCAACUGUACUGUCUGACCAGCGUAAGCAUUUUGACACAGCAUGGGCAUUAUAGUCUGAAGCAGCUGUCCGACCUACAGUUAAUAUGUCCAGCACAAGAGAAAGUUCCCUAAGUUAUUCAGGAAAUAAGGCAAUGAGAGAAGAACCUCUGUACAAACAAGCUCUUUGGAGGCCCUCCCACCUGGUACAUCACUAGAGGACAGUGCAUCUGGCUUUCGAACAGAGCGGAGCAUGAGAGGCCCCCCCCAUUUAAAGACAAUGUUUCAUCUCCUGCCAUUUAGCCCAAAACAUCGUUGCCUGCAGAAAAUGUGAGGCUGCAGCAGAGCGAAUUCAGGAUUUUAAAUAUAUAUAUAUAUAUAUAAAAUAACAUUUAUUUUUAUUAAACACUCUCUCAGAGAAUCUCAGGUCCCAAUUCUUAUAUAUGUAUUUUUUUGUUUUGUUUUGUUUUUUAAAUUCUAUUUACAAAUAAAUAACGUUGUAACGAGUACAGCUCAACAUGGGGGACCAGCCUCUUUACAAGCCCAAUCACUCAGGGAACAGCACGGACGAUGACUAUUACCAGCAGCAGCCAAAUCCCAUGGCUACUAUGAGUGGAGGCUUGAACCACAACUACGGGUCGUCUAGCUUGGAGCCACCUCAGUCUUCCCCAGUGUCCCCUCAGUUCCCUCAUGACCCCCUGGACAGUUCUGCUGGGGCGGCAAUGCCAGUGUCGGCCAAGGGCUUCCCCGGGAUGACAGAGGCCUCCAAAGAGACUGGGCCUUGGGGCAGCCUGGUCAACCUCAUGUGGGGUUCGUCCAGCCCUGGGGAGGCUACAGACCCAGGCAGUGUCGGUGGCUACCAGUAUAGCUGCACAGCCCAGACAGCUGCAGAUGGGCAGCCUAAAGUCACGAGCAGUGUGUUACAGAAGCUGGAUUCCUUCACCCAGGUUUUUGCCAACCAGAACCUGCGGAUCCACCAAGGCAGCACUGGUGGAAACGGGCACAGCCUGGCACAACACGGGCAGUCAGCCUCCCCCUCCUCUUUGACUGACGUCACUGCAGACAGAGCCCUGCGGCAGCUCCUCUCCCAGAAACCCCACCUGCACGAGGAGACACCCGUGCAGCAGCAGCAAAGGUACCAGGUGGAGCAACAGCAGAUGCAGAGGUCCUUUGACACAGCGCAGCCCAAGUCACAACAGAUAACAGAUGUGCAACAGCAGCUCUAUUAUGAGUACCAACAGCAACAGCUGCAGCAACAACGGGUGGCACAAAUGCAGCACUUGCAGGCAUUGCAACAACGGCAACAGAUGCAAAGCCUGCAGUCCCAGCAGCAGAUGCAACAGCAUCAGCAAGCGCAGUACUACCUGCAGCAACAGCAGAAACCCCAGCAACAGACUGCGCAUGCACUUCUGCAGCAAUUGCAGCAGCAACGGAGCACUUAUUACCACAAGCAAGCACAAGCAGCCAUGCAUCAGUUGCAACUACAACAACAGCAACAGCAAAUGCAACCGCUGGCUUCCCCAUCACCCUACCACCAGAACCGUAAAACUGUACAGCAGCAGCUCCAGUACGCUCACCAGGAGCAAGCACACCCUGUCCAACACAUCCAGCUCUCCUCCGGGGCAGACCCCUAUUACUAUCAGGAGCAGCAGCAGCAGUCGGCAUCAACCCAGCUGCAGUAUCAUCGGCAGGUCUACCAACAGAACAUCCAUUUGCAGCAGCAGGUACAGGCCCAGGAAGAGCAUGCCCUGCAGUCUCCACCCAAACAGUACCUCCUGGAGCCCGGCUGCCAGCCUCGGAACCCAGGGGUCCCUGCUGCCGCUGCGGUCUCUGGGCUCCCAGAGGGCAGAAACGAUGGCCUGGCCUGCAGGGAGGUCCUACCCAACAUGGGUGUCCCCAGCCCCCCACACCAGCUGGGGCAGAGGUGUCUCAAUGAGGCACUGUCUACCAUGCAGCUGGCGAGUAGCAAAGGAGGGCCACAGAAGCAGCAGUCACCCAGUACACUGUGGCCCCAGGUGUCAUUAACAACAGAGAGGCGAGAUCCCACCUCUCCUGACCACAGCGUCCUCAAUAACGCAGGCUUCCCGGAGAGAGUGGAGGUGAAGAACAAGCUGGUGUGCUCCAUGUGUCAGAAGGAGUUCAAGAGUCUACCCGCCCUCAACGGCCACAUGAGGUCACACGGGGGCACGAGGACCGCACCCAGCCUCAAGCAGGAUGAAGGGGACAAGCAGCUGCCCAAAGAGGUCGACCCCCUCCUGCCCAUCGUCAUGCCUGUCUCUGUACCCGUAAAGCUUCCCCCUGCCGUGCGGCCCGCCGCGGACCUCUCGCCCGCUCCCUGCUGCCCCCCUGACAGAGACAUGCCUGUGCUGGUGAGGAUGGCCGAGUCUCCGCCACCAGCUUCCCUGCAGCUUCUGCAGCAGCCACCACACUCACCCGGAACGGCCCAUCCUGCCUCCUCAGUGAGUGUUGCGACGUCAUGUCCGGUCACUGCUACCCACUCCACCCCCCACACUGGACAGCCCUCGGCUUUCUGUAAGUCUGUCCGCAAGACUCCGAAGACGGAGAAGGCAGAAGAUGUCAAUGUGGAGCGUGGCCAGCCAGAUAAGAAGAAGUAUCGGCACCGCCCGGACCCGCUCAUCAUCCCCCCGCCCUCCUUCAGUCUGGCUCUGGGGGGCGCCAUCCUGUUCCAGAGCCAGCUGCGCUCCCCACGGAUCCUGGGCGAGAUUCCCCCCUACACACCCCCGCCCAUGCUGAGCCCUGUGCGACAUGCCCCUGGCCUCUUCAGCAGCGUCCUCUACACAGGCAUGCCCCCGAUAACUGCCACCCCCCGGGUGCUGCUGGGCAGAGCCAGUAGCGCUGAUGGAAGCAGCAUCCCAGUGACACCCGGGCCAGGAGAGCAGGCUGUCAACAUUGAACCACAUAUCAACAUUGGCCCCCAGUUCCAGGCACAGAUUCCUGAGCUGCAGAGCCGUUCGGCAGUGGAGGGGGAUCAACACAAGGCCAGUAUGGUGUGGACACCAAGAGCAGAGCUGCAGAGCCCCGGUGCUCGGCAGAGAGUGGAAGACUUCGUCAAUAUGGCCUGUUCCAGUGUGGUUUCAGGGGGAGGGACCAAUUCUGAGUAUGCCUUGCACUGCCUUUUCGAGACCAGAGGAGAUUUCAUGGCUGCUGUGGAAAAACUGCUACUGUGUAAGACCAUGAGGCCAAAAUCUCACCCUUUGGCUGAUUACCACUACGCUGGAUCUGAUAAAUGGGCCCCUUUGGAGAAGAAGCAGUUCAACAAAGCCUUAGCCACACACAACAAAGACUUCUUCCAUGUACAGAAAACAGUGAAGACUAAGACAGUAGCUCAGUGUGUGGAAUACUAUUACACAUGGAAGAAGAAACUCCGUCUGGGGAAAAGACACCGAACCCGCCAGGCAAACAUUAAAGACGAAGACAUGCAGAGUGCCGAGGGUGAGGAUGUGGAAUUGGAUGAGCUGGAAGAGGACAGGAAGUCUGAUGAAGAGGAGGAACCUGAGGCUCCCAAGUCUCCAGACCUGCUGGUCAAAACCUCCCUCGAGCCAGAAGCCUACCAGGGCUCAGUUCCGCUCAACACCUGCUUUGUGUGUGAAAUGCCCAACUGUGGAGCUGCUUUCAGCUCCAUGCAGGCACUCAACGGCCACGGCCGUAUCCACGGCAGCACAAACCAGGCGUCAAAGCCGUCCCCGAGAGGCAAACCCAAAGCCAUGUCCCAGUCUGGCUACGGCUCGGUGAAGAGCUCCCCAGCUCACAGCACCACCAGCGGAGAGACCGACCCCACCCUGAUCUUCCCCUGUAAGGAGUGUGGAAAGGUGUUCUUCAAGAUCAAGAGCCGCAAUGCCCACAUGAAGACACACCGGCAGCAGGAGGAGCAGGAGCGCAAGAAGCAGCAGCAGCAGCAGCAGAGCGCCCAGGAGGUGACCGGGCCCAUCAUGCUGCCCCUGGACCACAUGUGUCUGAUCAAGCAGCACGGGGCGCGGAGCGAGGAGCUACACGCAAACCUCCUGCCAGCUGAGGACAUGGAAAACUUCCUGCUGGACUGCGAAGAGGGGCUGUAACUGGGGUUGGGAGAGAAGGGGGGCCAAGGGGUGGAGGGGAUGAGCGAAAGGCAUCUCCCAGUUAACAAUCACAAGGAGAGAGCAGCGCUGGGGUGCUACAGUGGAUCCUGUUAGGGAAUGAUGGGAAUCUUCAUGCAGGACAAUGCUGAUUCGCGAUGAGAUGGGGAGGGAGGGACCAAACUGGCCUUAAGUGGAUGCUCGGCCAAAGCUUGAUUUUGAGGAAUGUAUAAAAAACUGCUUGGGUCUCCGGUUGCUAUGCCGGUGUGAAGGAAUAGGGGCUUCCAAGCUUAGGAACAGAUCUCUUCGUUCAAACUUUGCUGUGUGAGAGAGAGCAAGAGAUUUCCUGAGCACAAAAAAAUAUGAAAGUUUCAAUUAAUCAUUGCACUGUGGUCGUAGAGAGGGGAGAGCUUUUUUUCAGGUUACGGUUAUUCUCAGAAUUGAACAGUGCUCUGUGAUAUAUGUGUGUGUGUGUGUGUGAGAGAGAGAGAGAGAGAGAGGUUUGUUUAUCUAUUUAAAUCCUCAGAUCAGGGCUGGCCUGCUGGGUGUGGAACUGAUGCCACUGUAGAAGUAAACAAGGUUGCCAUUGCACCUUUGUGGUAGAUUUCUUGCAGGACUCUUGACAAGUGAAGCACAGGCACUAGAAAGCGUUAACUGAAACUGCUGGUCAGUUCCCAUAGAAACGACAGUCCUCUCUAGAACUGUGUAGCUACCUCUAUAUACGGUUGUUAAACAAAACAAAAAAGAAGCCCUUAAACCCUUUCUGCACUAGCCUUGAUUUACUUGGGUUUGAACAAACCUACAAAUUCUGAAAAGUGCAAAACGAGGUGGCGUUCAGGGUCUGUCAGUCGGAUCUUGCUUUCCUCCAAAUAUAAAAAAAAAUAAAGAAAACAUGUAUGUAAAGCAAGUACGUUUCAAGGAAUGUGGCAUGUUGUUUCUUGUUUUGUUAGGUCCUAUCCAUUGCACUCUUGUGGUUGUUAUGUCUGAAUCUCAGUGAUUUAAACUGAAUGUGUGUCGAGGAGCUGGAACUUGAUUCAAGAUAUUUGUUGGCGGGUACUGCAUCAGCAUAGUCCCAUAUCCCAUAUAUCUCACAUAACGUUAUUCAAAGGCACAAUACAGUAUAUGUUCAGAUGUGGCAAGGGUAUUAAAUAAGAUUUCUCACAUCGGACAUGUCUUUUAAGAGUUCUUAACAGGAGAUAACUUUUCAAGACCCAUCCAAAUGAGUCAUUAAACUAACCACUGGAUCUGUUCAUGCUAUGACUGCUGGUUAAAGGAGAAUGUUUGUUUUUCUUUUUUUGCUGUUUUCCAUUGUAGAAAGAGGGGGGGUGGGGGGUUGGGGUUAGUGGACAGUUCACUUUUUUGUUUUACUUUGAAACUGCUCUAUUUUUCUGAAGCAAAAAAAAACAAGAUUUAAAACUGUAAAUACAAAGGUUUAAAUAUAUAUUUUGUGUAAAGAAAUAGAUUUACAGAAAUCAGUUAAACUGCAGGUGGUUUUGUUUUUACUGCAGAAAGGGUGUAAAUAUUUUGUAUUCUCAAGAUGGGAGUUGUUGUUAUUUUAAUUUUUUAUAUAUAUUAUUUUUAAGAAUGGUGCAACCAGAUAAAUGAUAUCAGUUUAUAAAAAUGAUAUAUAUAUAUUUCUGUAACUUUUACUGUGGUAUUCAUAUGAACUGUCCGAAUUCUUCUGUGACAGUUUUGUAAGGUACUGUUCAACAUGAUGGCAUGUGAACUUGUUCUUGCCCUUUCUAAUUUAUUAAAAUGUUGCACUGUGCACUGUACAUGGUUUAAUCUAGAUAUCUCCAAAAGGCUCAGAAUCAGUAAACUGAAGCACUAGGCCGUCCUAUACCACAGCAUACGUAAUAGUACUGAUAGGCAGGAUCAGGAAGUGACUGUGGUUGAAGGACCUGUACAAUGGAAAGGUUGGGGGGUAAAAGUUUUCAAGUACCCUUAAAUAUGAGGAGGCAGAUUAAACUAAGCUUGGUUCAUAGUUAUACUUUCUAACUUUUUAAGCGACUUUAUGUAUUUUUGUAUCUUUAGGUGACUUCUAAAAAGAGUUGCUAUAAUCACAUAAACAGUUUUAUACAGACCAGGCUCUUCUCUGUUAAAUUAUCUGGAAAUGGCUGCAUUGUAUUUGGUUUUAUAUUAGUAGUAAUCCCAGAAUUACAAAUUAUGAGGUCAAGGUACACAAAGUACUGGUUUACACCUGAACUACUCCUGUGGUAUCCAGUACAAAAAAGGGCUUACAAUUCACGUUUAUAGAAUAUACUAUAUUUGGAGAAAGCCUGGCUAGAGGACUGUAGAUGAAGGAGAUGCUCUGUGAUCUGAUCAAACAGUCGUGCUUAAUGUCCUCACGCAUGGCCGUGUAUUUAUUGUAUCCUUGCCUGCUCUAACACACAAGCUUACUGGGUUGACUACAUUCAGGGACUUCAUUCAUAUCUUCAAAACACUCAAUCAAAAAUAGAAGGGAAAACUUGUAAAACUUCAUGUGUUUUCUUACAGGUUUUACCAUUAAAAUUCAGGGACGCUUGUCUUAUUGGUCAUUAUGUACCAAUUUCUGAAACCCAACAUCUGGAUUCCCCUCUGUAAUAUUAUUUGAAAGUUGUCUUGCACUUUACUACUAGUUUGUUCCCCAGAAGUAUAGUGCUGUUUUGGCAAGGAAGUAUCUAUAUAUUGAUCAUAUACCUAUAUAUGAUAUUCAGAGUGAUUCAUACACUAAAGCCCAAUUAGAAAACCUUACAGAACAUGAGCUCCACCACUGACAUUGUUACUCUUUUAUUUCGGUCAGCUUGUCCACAAUGUGGAGUGUGAUGUUGGCACAUCCCGUGGGUUUUUCAGUGCACCUAUGGUUUGUGGUUUAUGAAUCAGCCUGUAUGUAUAUGCAUUUUACAAAAAUGUGACACAUAUAUUUUUUUUCUUCUAUUUUUUGCAAAAGGAAAUAAGAUGGUGUUUCCCACCCACACACACCCCCAUACACAUUUCCAGAAUUCAAAAUGAAACUAAAUAAACCAAUUGUAUGUGACGGGAAUCCUUCUGUAAUAAUAAAAGAAGAAAUUGA
This is a messenger RNA of Acipenser ruthenus (sterlet), 7575 nucleotides long. RefSeq names its product transcriptional-regulating factor 1-like. Gene Ontology annotation, biological process: negative regulation of DNA-templated transcription; regulation of transcription by RNA polymerase II. The transcript has 18 exons. Lineage: Eukaryota; Metazoa; Chordata; Actinopteri; Acipenseriformes; Acipenseridae. The coding region runs from base 969 to 4526 and encodes 1185 amino acids. Gene Ontology annotation, molecular function: transcription corepressor activity. The record is from RefSeq and is a predicted model, not a curated record. Gene Ontology annotation, cellular component: histone deacetylase complex; transcription regulator complex.